Messenger RNA from Sporothrix schenckii 1099-18, 3846 nucleotides. RefSeq lists its product as uncharacterized. The coding region runs from base 1 to 3846 and encodes 1281 amino acids. Lineage: Eukaryota; Fungi; Ascomycota; Sordariomycetes; Ophiostomatales; Ophiostomataceae. Gene Ontology annotation, molecular function: monoacylglycerol lipase activity. The record is from RefSeq and is a predicted model, not a curated record. The transcript has a single exon.
AUGCUGUUCAUGCACCAGAUCGGCAGCGUCAAAAUCGGCGAGAUCGUCCGCUACAACGUCACAUACACCCCCGCUCUCGACCGCAUUCUCCCCGCCCCCGAAUACCUCUACCUCAAGGUCCGCAACACAUCCAACAGUGCCUUGCGCGCCGCCUUUGUCCACGGGCCCUACACACUGUACGUCGACGCCUACCCAGCUCACUUCGACCCCAACGAGAAGUUUGCCCACCCGCGCAAGUAUGGCGUUCCCGAGUUCGAGCCCAUGCUCAAGGCCGGCGGUAGCUGGACCUGCCGUCUUCUCGUGCCCGAGCACGUCCGUGAUGGCGCCGGCUCCGGCACGGGCACGGGCACCCAUGCGGGCGAGGAUGGCAGCCCCCCGAGCGUCAGCUGGAUCAUCAACGUCAGCAGCCAGGUCAUCUUUUCCACCUCGGCGGCCGUUCACUUUGAAGUCCUGCUGGCCCGCGAUCCAAAAGCCCUCGAGAGCGGCGGCGGCAUCACGGCGGGCAUGCCUGUCCUUCUCGGCGGCGGCGGCGACGGACAUGGCAGUGGAAAAGGUGGCGGCAGCGUUCACGGCCAGGUCCUCCAACCCGGCCGGAUGACCGACUACCAGCGCGGCCGCGACGGACGCCACCCUGACCAACCCCGCGGUGUCUUUUCGCGUGCCAUCCGCAUGCGUCUCGAGGACACGACAGCGCUGUGGAACAAGCCCGAGCUGCCCGGCUGGAGCAAGUUGCCGUCAUCCAUGCGUAUUCGAACCGACGACAGUGGCGUGACCGUCGAGGCCGUGUCUGGCGGCGCACUGGGGAGGAAGCACCAGAACAACCAGGAAGAGCAGCAGAAGGAGCAGCAAAAGACGCUCGAACAGAAUCAUGAGUCCAAGAGCCAGGCUACGCAGCAGGCGCGCGACACCAUUCCGGCGCCAAAACCGGGCCAAAAGAAGAAAAAGAUCCACUUGGUGAUCCUAACCCAUGGCUUGCACAGCAACUUGGGCGGUGACAUGCUCUACAUCAAAGAGAGCAUCGACGUGGCUGUGCAGCAGGCCAAGAUCGACCGAAAAGCCCGCAAAGAAAAGGAGCGGGCCGCAAGAGCCGAGGCACGCAAGAAAUCAGGUGCGUCGGACAGAGGUACCGGUGAGGAAGACGACGACGACCUCGAUGACGAAGAUGAGGAGGAUGUUAUUGUGCGCGGCUACCCGGGCAAUGCGACGCGCACCGAGCGGGGGAUUAAGUAUCUCGGCAAGCGCCUUGCACGCUACAUCCUGUCCAUGACCUAUCCCGACCAGCCCUUUCUUCCGUCAACCAAAAAAGUGUCGGAGAAUGCGGCCGUGGCCUUGCACGGAGGGCACCCGAAUGACGCGAUGCGCGAGCGUGGGUCGCCGGCGCACAAGCACAGCACCAUCCAAAACGCCCCCGCCGAGAGCUUGCGCGGGUAUCAGUUCACAAAGAUUAGCUUCAUCGCCCACUCGCUUGGCGGCCUGGUCCAGACCUACGCCGUCGCCUACAUCCAGAAGCACUCGCCGCAGUUCUUUGACCUGAUUGAACCUGUCAACUUCAUUGGCAUGGCCUCGCCGUUUUUGGGCCUCAACCACGAAAACCCCAUGUACGUCAAGUUCGCCCUCGACUUUGGCCUUGUGGGCCGCACCGGCCAGGAUCUCGGUCUGACCUGGCGCGCGCCCACCAUUGCCCGCAGUGGCUGGAGCUCGCUUGUCGGCAACCUGGGCGACAGCGCCCACAAAAAGGUCCUGGGCGAGCCCCAGCCCGAGUCCAAACCGCUUUUGCGUAUCCUGCCGACGGGACCCGCCCACACGGCACUGAAGAAGUUCCGCAACCGCACCGUCUACUCCAACGUCGUCAACGACGGCAUCGUCCCGCUGCGCACCAGCUGUCUGCUGUUCCUCGACUGGCAAGGACUGGACCGCGUCGAAAAGGCCCGGCGCGAGGCCGGCCUGGUCGAAACAGUGGUCGGGUUUGGCUGGGCAGAGCUCGUCGGAAACAAUGCGACGACCCCACGCACCGAGAAGUGGGAUCCUGUUGACUUUGCCGAUGACGAUGACGAGAAGGACAGCGAGGGCACGGGUAAGAGGACGAGCGUGAGCGACAGCGGCGCAAAGAAGACCGAGACGGCAACAGGCGACAAUGGUACGAGCGGCACCAGCACGCCAAAUGUCGAAGGACACAACCAGCACGAGGUGCCACAGCCGUCCAAAAACGCAACACAGGACGACGACCGGCAUAGUCUCCGGGCGGUGGCAGUGUCGUCCUCGUUUGACCACGACGAUCGGCCGAACAUCCCGUCACCGGCCUUACUGUCGCCCGACCCCAGCAAGCUCACAACCGCGUCGACGAACAACUCGAACCCGUUUAGCAACUUCUUCAGCAACCUCUUCAAGAAUAGCAGCAGUGGCAGUACCGACGACCCGACGCACAGCCCAGCCGGCACGACACCACGGCACGGGUCCGUCGUCUCGGGCGGCGGCUCCUCGUCCAACCUUAAGGCCCUGGGGCAGGACCAGCACUCUCACCCUCCCACCCAAUCGACCAAGCGGAGCAAGCAAAGCAAGAUAUACCAGAGAAGCCAAACGCUGCGGUCGAGCGACUGGGAUGCAGUGACGGCUACAUCAACCUCGUCGAGCAAGUCUCGCGUGACAACGGGCCAGGAGCUCGAUGAGGACGCCUCCAAUGGCGGUUCGACGAGCGGCGGCAUGUCGGCGCCGCCCCGGACGUCCUUUUUCGAGUCGGCCACAGACAUUAUCAACCCCAAACUACCAUCGGUUGAGUUUCUCAUCGACCCGUCUAAGCGCCCGCGCGCCAUCUUCCACGACCGCAUCUACCACCCGUCCGACAUCCCCGCACCCCCGCUCAAGCGCCGCUCAACGGGCAACCUGGCCUUGCGGCGGCUGUCGCUCCAACAGCGCUCUAAGAUCGCGCCGGGCGGUGCCAGCGGCGGUGGCAAUGCUGACAACAGCGCGAGCAACAGCAAGUCGCGUUCGUCCUCGCCGUUCCAGGAACGGAGCCUGGCGUCUGGCGGUUCCGGUAGUGUCCCUCACAUGGACUCGGGCCUCUCGGCACAGGACUACGACGACAUGGUCAACACGAACCCAGACCGCGAACCGGACGAAGUCAUUGACACGUCCAGCAUCAAGGUCGAAGAAAAGAUUGCCCGGGCGUAUCACCGCGGCCUGUCGUGGCGCAAAGUGCUCGUCAAGCUGGAGCCCGACGCGCACAACAACAUGGUUGUGCGCCGCAUGUUUGCCAACGCCUUUGGCUGGCCUGUGGUGAAGCACAUGGUGGACGCACACUUUAGCGAUUCGGCAGCAGCGCGCAUGCGCGACGACGACGAGGACAACAACGAGCGCGCGCGGCCUCUGUACGAAGCGCCGGACGAGCACGGCGCCGAAACGCAGACCCAGAAGCCGGACCAAGGCCACGAAAACGCUCAGGCGGAUGCUGCCAACGACGACGGUGACGCCCGCGAGGCCCAAGACCAGGCCACGGAUCUGCCCGAAACGCACCUGGGCAGCCAAUCGAGGCCGCCGCACCACGACAAUGUGGCCUGGACGGAGGGUGACUGGAACGACUCCGGCGACGAAAGCGACUCCCCCGACGGCAGCACUGGCGCGGCAGACGAUGACCUCAACCUGGCCUACGGUGCCUCCUCCAAGGAACAGAAGCAGGUGCCCAAGUCGCCGCUGUCUUCAUCCAUGACGGGCGUGUCUGUGACGGCAACGGGCGGCACGACGACCGGGCCUCAAUCACCGCUUAACCGCCCUCUAUCGAGCCCAGCAGCUGACAGCAUACUCCCGGAGUUGAGCAUCUCGGCGCCAAAAGAGGAAGGACAUCGAUCUUGA